UCAAAAACAGAUCUCGUUCUAGUUCACCAUCAGAAUUAGAACGUGAGUCCAGUCGAGUACCUAUUUCUCAGCAAAAAAUUGAUUUUAAUAAUGAACCUCGUGAAAUAGUAAUUUCAGUAAAUAAUCUUAUUAGUGAGUUUGGUGAUGUUCGAACUACAAAAUGGUUAGAUCUUUUAUAG
Racocetra persica is the source of this 179-nucleotide messenger RNA. The record is from the annotation of a GenBank genome assembly. NCBI's taxonomy places the organism in Eukaryota, Fungi, Glomeromycota, Glomeromycetes, Diversisporales, Gigasporaceae.